AGUUAUGCCGAGCGGAAACGGAAAUAACAGUCUUCUAGGGUAGUUUCAUUUCUUCUACUCAUUUUAUUCUCCGCAGUUCAAGACUGUAAGUCUAUGUUCACUUUGAAGAGUUAAAAUAUUUGUUAAUGCACUUUUACUAAUCUAAUUAGAAUCGUAUAGUCAUGUCUGGUGAAAAUCAACUAGGGAUAAGUGAGGAUUUCAGAAUUGCUGUGCAAGCUGCGCUUGAACGCUUUCGUUUAAAUGAAGACGAAAAAAACUAUGAAUUUCCUUCCGCACUUUCCAAACUCGAAAGAAAGUUUGUGCAUGAAUUAUGUAAGGAAUACGGUUUAAAGUCAAAAAGCCAUGGAAAAGGAGCAAAUCGUUCACUUACAAUGUCUAAAAAGGAAUUGGUUAAUCGUGGACAUGAUUUGCCACCAAUUAAGUUGAAAGCAAAAACUCAACAAUAUAUAAAUAACUUAUUGUCUCAUCAACCGUUAAUGGAUAGAGAAAGAAAUGAUUUAGUUCCAAGAACAGAGAGAGGAAGUCUGGCAGACGUUUCAGUUAAAGAAAGUCGUAAAUUAUUAUUUAAGCAACCUAACAUUCAAGGGCAGAUUCCACCUGAAGCAAAUACAGCACCGUUUGAAUACUUUAAACAGUCUUUACCAAUCUAUCACAUGAAAGAGCAUGUAUUGAAAUCAAUUGAAGAUAAUCGAGUAGUACUUGUCUUAGGAGACACUGGGUCUGGCAAAUCUACUCAAGUUCCACAAAUGCUUUUGGAGGAAUUUACUGCCAAAAAGAAAAAAUGUAAUAUAUAUGUUACACAACCAAGACGUUUAUCUGCAGUCGCCUUAGCUGAAAGAAUUUCAACAGAGAGAAGCGAAACUUGCGGAAAAUCUGUUGGUUAUCAAAUCCGAUUAGAACAAAAACUAAGUAGAGACACUAUCCUAACUUUUUGUACCACUGGCAUUUUACUUCGAACAUUGAUGAGUGGAGAUGAUAUUAGUCAUGUAACUCAUAUUAUUGUGGAUGAAGUCCAUGAGAGAGAUAAAUUUACUGAUUUUCUGUUAAUUGCUCUUCGUGAUUUACUUUUCAAACAAUCUCACCUGAAAUUAAUAUUAAUGAGUGCAACCCUGAACUUACCUCUAUUUACCGAAUACUUUGGAAAUUGUCCGGUUAUAAGUGUUCCGGGAAGGAUGUUUGAUGUAAAAGAGUACUUUCUGGAGGAUGUUCUAAAUUGGACAUCCUAUUCGAAUGAUUUAAUGAAAAUGGCCGAAGUUCGAUUGAGUAAACAAAAGGAGAGUCGAGACGCUUUAGCCCAAUGGUGCGAAGAUCUUUUGCCGCAAUCUGAACCAAAAACAGUUUCUGAGGAUUCAGAGACUACUGCAAAAAUGGAUGAAUUAAUUGAAAAUGCUUUCCAGCACGGAAAACGAGAUGCUAUUGAUGAUAUUAUAUCAUUGGUAACUGAUGAGAAAGUCUCUGUUGAUUAUCAGCAUAGUCUUACUACUGUGAGCGGGCUAAUGACUGCAGCGGCAAGAGGUUGGAUGAACUGUGUCGAGCAAUUUCUUCGAUUAGGCGCUGAUGUUCACCUCCAGACAGUAAAUGGGUGGAAAGCUUUAGAUUUCGCUCAUCAUUAUCGUUCUGUUGAAAUAGCAGAAUGGUUAAGUGCUUUUGAAAUCGCUGAAAUGGGAGAUGAUGACCAAUCCGAUUUGGAUACUGCUACUAUGGAUGAAGUACAUGCAAAAUUAUUAAAAGUCUACCACUAUUCAUUUAAUGAUGAUAAAGUAGAUGUAGACCUUAUCCUCUCAUUGACGUCCAAAAUUCAUAGUGAGAAACCAACUGGAGCUAUUUUGAUUUUUCUACCCGGAUACGAUGAUAUCUUAAGCUUGAAAGAUAAAAUCGAAGGUUCCGAUACCUUUCCACCUUCUAAUACUUAUAAAAUAUUUCUUUUACAUUCUUCGAUAUCAACGAACGAUCAAAAUAGAGUUUUUGAUACAAUGCCUGAUGGUAUACGAAAAAUUAUUCUAUCAACGAAUAUUGCUGAAACAAGUAUCACAAUUAGUGAUGUUUCAUAUGUUAUAGAUAGUGGCAAAGUGAAGGAGCAACUGUUCGAUGCUGUUUCAAAUACUAAUUGCUUAAGGACGAAUUGGAUUUCUCAGACAAGUGCAGUUCAAAGAAAAGGAAGAGCUGGUCGUGUUAAACCUGGAGAAUGCUAUCGAUUAUUCUCAAGAUCUCGCUUUUCAAAUAUGCAAAAGUAUCAAACAGCCGAAAUUCUUCGUUGUCCUUUGGAGGAGCUAUGCUUACACACAAAAUUACUUGCACCGAUUACAAGCUCGAUUGCCGAUUUCUUGUCAAAGGCUGUUGAACCACCUCCACAAUUGGUAAUAAAAAAUGCAGUAAAUAUAUUGAAGCAAAUGGAUGCUCUCGACAAAUUUGAAGAUUUAACAGACCUUGGCUGUCAUUUAGCAGAAUUACCUGUACCACCCCACUGUGGUAAAAUGGUUUUAAUGUCGACUAUUCUAAAAUGUUUGGAUCCAAUACUCACAAUUGCUUCAUUUUUGUCUUACAAGGAACCUUUUGUUCUACCAACGAGCGGUGAAGGAAAAAGAAAAUUAUCUAGUAUAAAGGAAAAAUUUGCCAAAGACUCUUUUAGUGAUCACAUUGCUUAUCUUGAAUUUUAUCAGGGUUAUAUGAAUGCAAAAGAAAAUCGUCAAGAGAGAAUAUUUUGUUACCAAAACUGCUUCUCCUACGCUGUUAUGCAAAUCGUAGAAGGAACAAGAGAUCACUUAAAACGUCAUCUAACCGCAAUUGGAUUUUUAGGACCUGAGGCCGAUAUGAAUGAGAUGAAUGUAAAUUCUGAUAAAUGGCCCGUUGUAAGAGCAGUAUUGGUGUCUGCACUCUUCCCGAAAUUAGCUGUUGUUGAUAGAACUAAUGGAACAAUUUCAACACGGUUGGAGAAGCGAGUGAGGUGUCAUCCCUCUUCUGUUUUGAACUCUGCAUCUCAAGUAAAUUCCAGAUCACACAAAGAUAUUGUUAAAAGUCUACCCUACAACUGGUUAAUUUUUGAUGAAAUGACAAGAUUUAAUACUUUGGCUUUGAUAAAAGGCUGUUCGGUAGUUACUUCAUUUUCUGUUGCUAUUAUGGCUGGACCAAGUCGUCUUUUGCCUCAUCAAUAUCACUUUGAGGCUGAUCCUGAGCAAGAGUCGGAUGACGAGGAGGAAUGUUCUAAUGAUGAAGAAAAGAGAAAUAAUUGGAAACCUCUGAGUAACUUUAGGUUUUCAAUUGAUGACUGGUUAAAUUUGUAUUUGGACAAUGGGAAUGCGUCCUUAAUUGUUAACGUGAGACAAAAACUACAUGCAUUAAUUGUAAGAAAACUUAAAACCUGUGGAAAAUCUUCUCUCCAUGGAGAUGAUAUCGUUGUUCAAACAAUUGUUCAAGCACUUUGCUCAGAAGAUCAAGCUGCCUUGAAUAUGUCAAAUUUUCAAUCAAGAAUGAAGUUAUUACCACCUGGUAGAAAAUCAAACUUUAGAUCAGAUAGAAAUGAAAGCUCAUCUAGUUCGGAAGAGAGAAACAGUUCCACACCAGGAAUAGGGGGCAGCUCUAGUAGAAGCUCAAUUUCAAGUAGUCCUUGCUUAACGCCUGAUAUGGCCACCAUCGGACAAUCCGUUAGAUAUUUUGUUUUAAAGCCUGCAGAUGGACAAGUGAUUGAUGCUUCAAUAGUUACGGGAUUUUGGUCUGCAUCCCAUGGCACUAAAAGGGUUUUAGAUAAUGCCUAUAAAAGCACUGGCUCGGUGAUUCUCUUUAUUUCUGUUCAAGGAAGUGGACACUUUCAAGGUUACGCCAGAAUGAUUUCGAUAUCCCAUAAUGAUCAAGGAAAAACGAAAUUUGGAAUUGAGUGGUUGAAAAGACGAGAAGUUCAUUUCCACGAAGUAAACCAUUUGAAUAACCCAUGGAACGAUAAUAAGAAUGUAAAAAUAAGCAGAGAUGGUCAAGAAAUUGAGCCCAUGAUUGCUAAUGAGCUAAUAGAAGUAAUUGAAAGAGGAAAUGAGAAGUCAAGAUAUGCUAAAGGACGAAAUACAAGGAGGGGAAAGAAAUUACACUAAUCAAUUUGAAGGAAAAAUUAGAAAGCUGACAAAAAUAAUAAACAAACACAUAAACAAAAUUCAUUAUUAAUAGUAUAUUUUCAUUAUUCGCAAGGUUUACAAAAAGUUAUCAUAUCUUUCAUAUUUUUAUGUAAAAAAAAUGAUGACAGUUUUGGGAUAAAUUUAUUUUGUUCAAAACGUGAGUGCCAUCCAUAGAAAAAAAACACUUGUGCAUUAAAGAUUUUUGAAAUGAGAAAUUAUCUAUUCUUUCUAUUUGUAGAGAUUUCAUUCUUUUGUUUAGGUUAUUAUAUUAGUAUUAAUUUGAAAACAAAAAUAUAUAUUAAUAUAUCAAAGUCAUUAAGAAUAAAGUUAAUUUAUUAUGAACGCUUCUUAAUUAUUGUUGUCUUCUAUUCAAGAGUAUUUUCCAGCUUUAGCACCCAUGCCCAAUUACAUGGAAUUUCGGAAGGCGAAAGGGGAGGUAGCGCAGCUAUUACACCACCCUGAGGUCGACUUUUCCAAGUAAAAGGCUUUUUGCCAGUGUAACCAAGCAUUGAUAGUUUUAGUCGAGGUGAACCUUUAAGAUCUGCCAUUAUGAGCUGUCCCUCUGCUGGCCAUUUUAACACAAAAGCGUAGACGUUAGUCUUUCCAUCAAGUUUUCUAGCUACAUACCAUAAGUCCGGAUUUACUGAAUCAUUUUGAUGUUUCCAUGGAAACGUUUCAUAUACAGCUUCGCCGUUGACCUUCAUCCAAGAUCCAAAUUGUCGUAAUCUUUCUUCGAACACUGGUAUAAUUCUGCCCGAUUUCGUUGGACCGACAUUUAUUAAAAGGUUUCCACCGCAACUAAUUGUUCUGGCAAGAAGGGUCAGCAUCGACUCUAUUGAAUGAAUUUGGUCAAUUGUCAUUGUUCUUCUGUAGCCCCAAGAACUAGAAUCAAUAGGAAAGCUGUUUUCCCAUUUACGUUUCUGCAAUGUUCCAGGAUUAUACGCAUCAGUGCAGUCCAAGAAACCUCCGUGCUUGCAUCUGGUUUCAUUUCCCCAACGAUCAUUUACAACAACAGUAUCUCUGACAGGAGAAUCAUUAUAGAGCCAAGCAAUAAAUUCUGGACUUUUCCAGUACUGAGAUGAGGCUUCCCAUUCACCAUCGGACCAUAUAACAUCGGGCUUAUAAGUCUUUACCAGUUCAUAAAGCUCAGGUAGAGCUUUUCUAUUUACGAAAUCUUGAGUUCGAAAUCCAUUUGCUUUAUCUCUCAUAUACAACGGAUUGUACCAUUCAAACAUGGAAUGGUAUACUCCAAAAUGAAUUUUAGUAUGUUUUCUAAUGGCGUUGGCAAGUUCACCAACCAAAUCUUUCCUUGGACCAACAGCCAUUGAAUUCCAAUUGAAUGAAACGUUAGAAGGCCAAUUGCAGAAGCCUUCGUGAUGUUUUGAGACAAAGACAACGUAAGAGGCCCCAGCGUCUUCAAAUAGUUUAGCCCAUUCAGUGGCAUUGUAGAAUUCAGCAGUAAAAUCUCUUGCAAAAUCAGCAUAAGUCCAAUUAGGUCGAUAAUUAUUUUUUAUAAAAUUAACACAACUUGGGUUGCCCGAAUUCCAACAAUUCCAAAACCAUUCAGAAGCAAAAGAUGGUACAGAGAACACUCCCCAAUGAAGAAAGAUACCAAUUUUUCCUUUAUCAAACCACGUUGGUAGAGGUCUUUUAUCCAGAGAUUCCCAGUUUGCUUCAUAACGUUGCCUAGCUGCAGUUAAGGCGAAAGAAGAAAGUAAAAGAAAAAUUACAGCUCUCAUAAUUUGCUUCUCUUAGAAUAAGAACAAGUAUUGUAAUUGUUUAUAUUUAGCUAUGUACUGUAAAUAAUGAUUAACUCAAUAUAUUUAUAGAGUAUGUUUAUGGGCGUCUGCUGCUAUCAUGAAAUAUACCUGUAAAUGAUGAUAAGAACUGUGAAAGUUAGAUUAGCAAUGUCUAUGUAUAUCAAAACUAGAACAAAUCAAUAUGAUAUAUCUAAGAAUUAUUAGAUAAUACAGUAAACAACUUCUUCAACGUCAACGACAUCGACGGAACUGGAAAGUCUCAUUCUAG
Dimorphilus gyrociliatus is the source of this 6128-nucleotide messenger RNA. The record is from the annotation of a GenBank genome assembly. Lineage: Eukaryota; Metazoa; Annelida; Polychaeta; Dinophilidae.